AUUCCCUCCCUUCCCUUCCAGCUCGCCAUUCGAGGUAGCAGAAGCAACAACUGUAGAGAGAGAAAGAGAGAGCUCUCCUUUCUCGGGAACAUUCUUCGCUUUGGCAUAGAACAUAGCCACGCAGAAAGGUGGGUAUAGCUUUACCUCAUUUCAAAUUUGCAGAUACCCUCCUUCCUUUCUUCGACAAUCCUCUCUAUUUUCAUUUGCUACCUCAAAAACAGAGGGAUAUGUAGACUAAAUUUCUUUCCAGUUUCAACUCGAUAGUGUUAAUGGACUCUUUUCAUCUUCUUCUUGCUCUCUUCUUCUUUGUGGGUCUUAUUUACUAUCCCGUGGGAGCUGCUCUAAUCGAUGAAGACAAGCAAGCAUUGCUCGAUUUCGUUAACAGACUUCCCCAUUCUCGGUCUCUCAACUGGGACGAGAGCUCCACUGUUUGCAAGCACUGGACCGGCGUUACAUGCAGCCAGGACGGGAACCGGGUUAUCGCCGUCCGCCUUCCGGCUGUUGGAUUUCAUGGCCCUAUCCCGGCCGACACUCUUGGUAAACUGUCGGCGUUGCAGAUCUUGAGUCUCCGAUCUAAUGGUAUUUAUGGAAGUUUUCCUCUGGACUUGUAUAAUCUCAAGAAUUUGUCGAAUCUCUAUCUUCAGUUCAACAAGUUUUCAGGUCCUUUGCCAUCGGAAUUUUCGGCUUGGAAGAAUUUGACAAUUGUUAAUCUGUCGAAUAAUGGAUUUAAUGGGAGUUUACCUGCUUCAAUUUCGAAUCUAACUCAGCUUACUGCUCUCAAUCUAGCUAAUAACUCUCUUUCAGGUGAAAUUCCUGAUGUUUAUUUACCAAAUUUAGAACAGUUAGAUUUGUCUAACAACCAGUUCAUCGGUAAUGUGCCGUCUUCACUUAGAAAAUUUCCCAAAUCGGCGUUUAUGUCCAACAAUUUAACUUUAGGAAAUUCAUCUCUUCCUGUAACCGGAGAAUCCCCUGUUUCUUCUCCUUCAAAUAGUACCAACCGGAAAAAACCCAUGACCGACAGGAGAAUAAGCGAAGCAGCCUUAUUGGGUAUCAUAGUGGCUGCUUCUAUUCUGGGAUUAAUUGUCAUUACCUUUGUGCUGGUUGUUUGCUACUUGAGAAGGAGAGGUGAGAAUGUAUUCUCAGGGAAAACGGAGAAGGGAGAAAUGUCGCCGGAGAAAGUGAUAUCUAGGUCGCAGGAUGCGAACAACCGGCUGUUCUUCUUCGAGGGUUGUAGCUAUGUAUUUGAUUUGGAGGACCUUUUGAGAGCUUCCGCCGAGGUACUAGGAAAAGGGACUUUUGGUAUGGCUUAUAAAGCUAUUCUAGAGGAUGCAAAUACAGUCGUCGUCAAGAGAUUGAAGGAGGUCGGAGUUGGGAAACGGGAAUUCGAACAGCAUAUGGAAUUGGUCGGGAAUAUUAAGCACGAGAAUUUGGUCGAAUUGAGGGCGUAUUACUAUUCCAAAGACGAAAAGCUUUUGGUUUACGAUUACUAUAGCGAGGGUAGCGUCGCCGCCAUUCUACACGGAAAAAAAGGAGAUGAAAAAGUGAAACCCGGGUUAGAUUGGGAAACACGAUGGAGGGUAGCGAUCGGUGCGGCGAGGGGGAUUGCCCAUAUCCACGACGGCAACGGCGGGAAGCUAGUUCAUGGCAACGUGAGAUCAUCUAACAUUUUCCUAAACCCUGAACGAUACGGUGUCGUAUCGGACCUCGGCCUGUCCGCCAUAAUGGGACAGCUAUCUUCUCCGAUUGCUCGGGCGGCGGGGUAUCGAGCACCGGAGGUGACAGAUACACGGAAAGCGUUACAACCGUCGGAUGUGUACAGCUUCGGUGUUUUACUUUUGGAACUCCUGACGGGGAAAUCUCCGGUUCAUGCGGCGGGCGGGGAUGAGGUGGUGCAUUUGGUUAGAUGGGUUCACUCGGUGGUUCGAGAAGAAUGGACGGCGGAGGUUUUCGAUGUUGAAUUGCUCAAGUGUUGUAAUAUUGAAGAGGAGAUGGUUGAGAUGUUGCAGAUAGCAUUGGCGUGUGUGACGAGAAUGGCGGAUCAACGGCCUAAAAUGGGUGAGAUUGUUGGUAUGAUUGAGAAUGUGCGGCGGAUACAGAAUGAGAACCGGCCUUCUUCCGAGGGGAAGUCGGGUAGCUCGACGCCGUAUGUGGGAAGAACUCAGUGGUCGCCGUCGGAGUGAGUUAGUGAGUGAGUCGAGUUGUUUGUUUGUUUUCACUGACUCGGUGAACCGAGUUUCAUUAUAAUCUGAUUUUAUGCAAUUCUUCCUUAAUUUCCACUUAAGGGUUGAACCCAACAUAUUCUGAUUUUUAUCUUAUUGUGUAAGUUUUAAUUUCCACUU
Impatiens glandulifera is the source of this 2339-nucleotide messenger RNA. Its product is annotated as probable inactive receptor kinase At4g23740. Lineage: Eukaryota; Viridiplantae; Streptophyta; Magnoliopsida; Ericales; Balsaminaceae. Bases 270 to 2180 code for a protein of 636 amino acids. Gene Ontology annotation, biological process: protein phosphorylation. The record is from RefSeq and is a predicted model, not a curated record. Gene Ontology annotation, molecular function: protein binding; ATP binding; protein kinase activity. The transcript is spliced from 2 exons.